Molecule: messenger RNA, 1431 nt
Organism: Pyrgilauda ruficollis (rufous-necked snowfinch)
Lineage: Eukaryota; Metazoa; Chordata; Aves; Passeriformes; Passeridae
Product: RNA-binding E3 ubiquitin-protein ligase MEX3C-like
Exons: 2
Coding region: 140-727 (195 amino acids)
Molecular function (GO): RNA binding
Source: RefSeq, a predicted model, not a curated record
UGUCUGUAGGCCUGCUGUGGGGAGGGUUAUGGGGCAAAAGGUGUGCUGAGAGCACGGCCCUGGGGCCUGGGUCGUGCUCCUCACGGCAUGGCGGCUCCGCGCCGCUAGGCCCUGCCCGGCCUGCUGUGCCUCCCCCGCCAUGCCGAGCAGCAGCGCCGCCGCGGCCUCCUGUGCCGCCGAGCUGCCGCGCCUCCCCCCCCCGCUGCCUCUGCUCCAGCAGCACAUCUCCAGCCUCGGCUUCCGCGACCACGGCCUGCCCGCCGGAGGCAGCGGAGUGAUGGGGGUGGCCCGGCAGCGGGCGGGCUUGGCGCCGCCGCCCGACUCCCUCGGGGAGCCGAGGCUUGACGGAGCGGGGGAGGCGGCGGCGAGGGGCGAGGGAGGUCUGGAGCUGGAGGAAGAGGACGAAGAGGACCACCCGGCUGCGCUGCUGCUGCUCUCCACGUCUUACUCGCUCUCCCAGCCGCUCCCGCUUCUGCCGGCGUUGGGAUCCGUCCUGCUCUUGCCUGCUCUCGAUGAGCAGGAGGUAGCGGCCGGGGCGCACGAUCCUGAGGGCAUGAUGGCGGCAAUGCUGUCCCACGCUUACGGCAGUGGCCUGAGUGGCGGCGGUUCGGUAGGCCUCAGCGGCGAGCAGACGGCGUUGCUCUGUGGAAAGAGCAUCAACACCACCGAGUGCGUGCCCGUGCCCAGCUCUGACCAUGUGGCUGAGAUCGUGGGCCGCCAGGGUUAGACCACACGCCAUGGUAGGCUUACUGGGUCCCACAACUCGUGCCCACAUUGCUGUAGGAAUGAGAGGAAUCUGUUCCCUGUGAUUCUUUGGGAGUACAAAGGCUUGUGCGAUUGGAGUUCCCCUUGGAGGGAGAAAUGGUAAGUCUGUGCAGUACACCUGGACAGAGAUUUCUCUUCCCGUGUGCACUGUUUGUAUUCUGGAACAACAAAGAUUUCCUUUGGGCUAUGGAGAGUGUCACCUAUAAUUCAGAUGUCAAAAGGACCACCUUUUGGCCAUGUUUGCCUGUGGGAGCAUGAUAAACAUCCUUAUUAUUAACGUCAAUGGACAGAGCAGUUACCAGCUGGCGACGGGUUCCCAUCUGUAUUGCUCCGUGUGUUGGAUCCUCUUCAUGUGGUCUGGAAUCUCCUGGGAUGAUGCGUGGCUGGGUCUGGAUGGCCUUUGACUUGUUGUCUUUGCACAGGGCCUGACCGCGCUCCGCUGGAAGUUUCCUGAAUGCUGUUGGUAGCGCUGCUGAUUCUGGGGUCUUUGUUAGGUGUUACGGGGGUUUUGGGUAGGUUACCUGUCUGGACAGUCCUUUAUAAAAUGUCUGAAUUCUCUGCAGUGAAAGCAGUGGGCCUGGUCUUUAGAAGCCAUUACUGCAUAUGCACCAGAAACUCCUUCUGCAAUACCCUUAGCAACUGCUUGGCCACUGUAUUUUCAGUGGA